Molecule: messenger RNA, 1137 nt
Organism: Thermochaetoides thermophila DSM 1495
Lineage: Eukaryota; Fungi; Ascomycota; Sordariomycetes; Sordariales; Chaetomiaceae
Exons: 3
Coding region: 1-1137 (378 amino acids)
Cellular component (GO): cytoplasm
Molecular function (GO): protein binding
Source: RefSeq, a predicted model, not a curated record
AUGUCGGAAGAGUUCAAAAUGCUCGAGGCCGAAAUGGCGUUGAGACUUGAUGGCACGGAACGUUUACAGCGAUCCAUGAGCCAAUACGUCAAAUGGAUGGGGAAACGUCUAGAGUCCUCAGAAGAUAAGGCGUACCCAAUAGGGUAUCUGGGGCAUAUGAUGGCUGCUCGAAAGAAGCUCGAGAGCCGUCGUUUGGCCUAUGACGCAAGCAUCAGUAGACUCCAGAAGUCUAAGAAAGACGACUUUAAGCUCGAGGAAGAACUUCGCUCUGCAAAAGCAAAGUACGAUGAAGCCUCAGAGGACGUUAGCCGUCGGAUGCAAGAUAUCCAAAGCGCGGAAGUUGACAGCAUUCGCGACCUGAGUCGGUUUCUUGAUGCUGAGCUCGAUUACCACGAACGAUGCGCCCUAGAACUCCGUCGCUUGCGGCAGCACUGGCCGAGUGUAUCCAAUACAGGCAGCUCACCAGGGGAAGAACUACUAGUCAAUUACUCAAGAAGCCAAAGCAGACCGACGCGCAUCAUUCGCUCAAAUACUUACAGCGGUACAUCGAAAGAUAUCGAGUCCGUCGCUCCUCCAGUUCGCAUGCCCACCCGACCGGGUGCUUCCCAAAUUAGGAUACAAUUGCCACAAGUUGAUGGUCCGGGACCGUCCAUAGUUCCAUCCAAAACCAGCAGCUUCCUCGGUGAAGUAAACUUCGACCGGGAAGGCGAACGCCAGCAGGGCUUUCAAAGCUUCUCCAGGACCAGCUUGCCAACAUCAACCACGACAAGCAUUAGUAAUCUACCCAGCGUAUCCAACUUACGUGGUCAACUCCGCCGUGUGAACCUCAGCCAGACAGCCAACCAAAUUGGCCGCGAUGACGAUGUCACUAGCAUAAGCGAUUCAGGCAGUAAUCCGACAUCAAACGACCGGCAGGCAUCCAAUAUUGGCGCCCGAACAGCAACGACUAGCGAAAGCUUGAGCCUUAUGCCAAGCGGCCGCACGCCAGGGCAGCUGGCGAGGCCAGCUGACAAUGCAGCUGCCAGUCCUUUUGCAAAUGAAUCAACAAUCCGCAAAACACCCCCGCCCCCGCCGCCGAGCAGAAGCAAGAAGCCCACACCUCCUGUGCCCCCAAAGAGGAGAGAUCUUGGGGCCUGA